AGUUUGUGGAAAAAUGGCAGCUGUGAAACUUGCAAAACUGUUAUCCUCUUCUGCCGUGGUAUAUUCUUUCCGCGACCUAUUUGUUUGAAGUGCUGUUGCUACUACAACAAUGGAUGAAUCAAAGGAAGCUACCAUACCUAGCUUGUUGAGCAGUGAUACCCAGGAGGGUUCCAACCCCCUUAAUCUAGAGAAAGAGCUGAGUGACUUCCGUUGUCAGUGGCAACAGGAGAUAAAGAAGGGGUCACCGAGGGGUAGACAUCAUGUCAAUGAUGAACAGGGAGACCACUUUAUAGUAGAACAGGCCAAGGUCUUGUUUAUGAAGGGCUCACAGCUGGAACAGUCUGGAAGAUUAUAUGAAGCUGUUGAGUUUUACAAGAGAGCAACCCAGCUUGUCCCAGAUAUUGAGUUUCAGAUUGACUUCACAUCAUUCCACAGUCCCAGAGAGAGACAAGAGAGCGAGAGUUCAGUUGGAAGUGUGGAGAAUGAGGACAUUGAGGAUAACUUGGUGGGGUACCUACAGAAUCUACAGCUAUCUGAGGAAGUCAACCAUAGAAAGUCCUGUUACCCAGAGUAUGAACAAAGGAUGACCCACAUUUCUGUGUUACCAGUAGAACUCCUGAACUACAUCCUACGCUGGGUCGUCUCUGUAGACCUGGACAUGAAGUCCCUGGAAAAUUUCUCCGAGGUGUGUCGGGGUUUUUAUCUUGCCGCUAGGGAUGAGGGAAUUUGGCGGUCAGCCUGUUUGAAAGCCUACGGGGCCAGUACUGGAAAGUGUAAGAAGUACGGGGGCUGGAGGAACAUGUUUAUUCAGCGACCACAUCUCUUGUUUAAUGGGGUUUACAUCAGUAAGCUGUCUUAUGUCAGAGCUGGAGAGAAGAGUUUAACAAUAUAUAGUUGAUACAUCAGAUUGUUCCCAGAUGGUGUAAUAAUGAUACUGACCAGCCCCGAUGAUCCACAUAACGUGAUUCCCAAACUGAAGAUGAAGUCUUCCAAGGACCCAGGGAUGUUAAAGGGCGUGUAUAAACUGAGUGGGGACAGGGUGUCUGCCGCGUUGAAGAGAGUGAGGAAUAAGGACCAGUCUAUUCCGUAUUACAAGAAAAAUCAGCGUCAGCGAAACCAGAACGACAUGGAAAUGACAUUCCACGUGGAAUUGGAGCUGUGUAAUGUGGGCAGAAAAAGCUUUGUCAAGCUUGAAUGGAUUGAAUAUUCUGUCACCACCAGAUAUCUGAUGACUGGUCAGGAGAACACAUCUAGCCUGCUGGAUGGGAAAGGUUAUCCUCCAUUGAUUUUCUCCCGCGUCAGAAGUUACACAUCUACAUCAGAGACCCCCCUGCUUUAGUCCACCUUACCAAGAUACCCAGAACAACGACUCACACGUAACUGUUGAAAAUCUGUCGUUAUUGAUGCAAGAAUAAGUAACUUAUUAUUUUAUUGAUUUGCUAUGAAUUUUGUUUUGAUGCUUUGUUUUAUGUCUUGAUUUGUUUUAACAGAUCUAACAGUAUUUAUAUUGCACUUUGAAGUUUGUGAUUUAUGGAUGUAUUUUUUUCCUCUUUGAAUAUUUUAUCAUUCCUUUAAUCAAAUGAGGUGUACUAAUAGUUGGUUAAUCAUGUAUUUAUUAAUUUUUUUUGAAUAUUUUUUUAUUAAUUCAAUUCUGAAAUUCCAUGUACUCUUUGUGGGUUUAUUAUGAUGUAAAACAGCCGAAGCAUAUACUUGUAUACUGUACUCUAGAAUACCUUUGUAGAUUUAAGGUUUUUGUGCAAUGGUUAUGUGCCAUGAAUAAAAUGCUUUCUAAUUUUUGGUAAUUUUAAAAUUGAAAAUGUCUCUUUGUCUUGUCUGAACAUGACCAGAACUACAUGUAACAAAGAUUACAAUGUGACUGAUUGUUUUGUUUUAAUUAGUUUGUAUUUGUUGUAAACCUUUAUGUACAAUGUAUUACAGUCCGCCUUCCCCAGGCUUAUGAGAGACUGUGUUAAUUGUGAAUUAGUUGUGAUUAUUACAUACACAAACACACAAACCCUUAGAUAUGUGAUUAGAAACGGGGUUAUAAAUCUCUGAUUUUUAAAGUGAGUUUAUUUUAUUUUUUAACUUUUUGACCAGGUAGUCAAAGUAGCACAUGUACAGAUUGAGGAUUUUAGUGUUUGUAUUAUGUCCCCAUUUUAGAGAAACAGAAGUAGAAAAAUGUUGACAACCACAUGUAUACAACAGUGAAUAUAUAAAGCAAAUAGCUUCAUGUUAGUUAGCCUGGAGAGGUAAUUUAUUUAUUACUGGCAUUUUAUUGACACCAAAAAUACUCACCAUGUGAAAUAACAUACUGGGAUUAUUGGAGAAAGUCUAAACUAUUUUGAAAAGUGAAAUAAAAACAUAUCAGUUGCACUCCCCGUCUCUCAAAUUAUGCGAGGUGCUCUUUUUUCCAGGUGAUUUUUUUAAAAACUUUUUUCUACUGUAGCAUUUGGCAGUUAUCUUUGGAUAAAAGACAAUCAAAAUUAAGGUAUAUAUGUAUGUAAAUAAUACACAUAAAAAAAAAUAACUGAAAUAUGAGUACCAAUGUAAAUAUUACUUAAUGUAACUUUGGAAUGAUAAAACCUACUGAAUAUGAACUUGAAAAUAGGUGAUUUCUUGUUA
Saccostrea cuccullata (small rock oyster) is the source of this 2622-nucleotide messenger RNA. RefSeq names its product F-box only protein 9-like. Gene Ontology annotation, biological process: SCF-dependent proteasomal ubiquitin-dependent protein catabolic process. The record is from RefSeq and is a predicted model, not a curated record. Gene Ontology annotation, cellular component: SCF ubiquitin ligase complex; cytoplasm. Gene Ontology annotation, molecular function: protein binding. NCBI's taxonomy places the organism in Eukaryota, Metazoa, Mollusca, Bivalvia, Ostreida, Ostreidae.